Cyphomyrmex costatus is the source of this 1431-nucleotide messenger RNA. Its product is annotated as methylglutaconyl-CoA hydratase, mitochondrial. Lineage: Eukaryota; Metazoa; Arthropoda; Insecta; Hymenoptera; Formicidae. Gene Ontology annotation, molecular function: catalytic activity. Gene Ontology annotation, biological process: fatty acid beta-oxidation. Gene Ontology annotation, cellular component: mitochondrion. The transcript is spliced from 3 exons. Bases 406 to 1314 code for a protein of 302 amino acids. The record is from RefSeq and is a predicted model, not a curated record.
CACUUGUGUCGCCGCUGGUCACCGCCGCUAUACUGUUGUAAUGCCGUACAGCCGCUGUGACCGGGGUCCGUAAAGUCCAAAGAGCCGCGCGGCGUAGAACGGUGCAGAGCGAGGCCGGGUGAUAUUUCUCGGCACGAUCCGUCCGCGGGAAACAACACGCCGCGGCACUCGAAAAAAAAAAUUGUGCGCGAUCCCACAUAAUCCCACUCUGUCGCGUGCGCGCUCGCGCGCCUCUCGAUGCUCCCGUUGCUGCCACAUCGUAAUCCCGAAAUAGGAUCAAGGAUAACGACGUCAUAAAUUUUUUCACGUCUACGGCGUCGUACGAGAGUCGAGGAACCGGUCAGUUACAUUCGAAUUCACAGUUUUUUUUAAAGGAAAUACAUCUUUUAUUCGGCUUAACGCGAAAUGGUUUCGUUAGUGGCAAGCGUCAGAGCUACCAGCUCUCUUUAUCAUUUUUGCGCUUGUGCCACAAGGACAUUGACUACGAGCGCGAUGCCAAGUCCUAAGGACGAGGCGAAAGAAGUGAUCGUCAGUUACUUGGAUGGCAAAGAUAAUGGUAUUGCUGUAUUAGGAUUAAACAGGCCUGCCGCUCGUAAUUCUUUCGGAAAGACCUUGAUCUCUCAGUUGAAUGAAGCGCUGGCCUCCAUCAGGCAAAACAACAAGCUGAGAGUGCUGAUAGUACGCAGUUUGGUCCCAAAAGUAUUUUGCGCUGGAGCAGACCUGCGGGAGAGAUUUAAAAUGGACAAUUCGGAGGUGUUGCGAUUCGUGUCCACCCUGAGAGAUCUCAUGACCGACGUGGAGACCCUGCCAACGCCGGUGAUAUCGGCCAUCGAUGGGGCAGCUUUGGGCGGAGGAUUGGAACUCGCGUUAGCCAGCGAUAUCAGGGUCGCUUCGUCUGAAGCGAAGAUGGGCCUCGUCGAGACUAAACUAGCCAUAAUCCCAGGUGCCGGCGGAACGCAAAGACUUCCGAGGAUAAUUGGAACAGCCAAGGCUAAAGAAUUGAUCUAUACCGCACGAAUUCUGGACGGUGAGCAGGCGCAGCAGAUCGGUCUCGUCAACGAAGUGGUUCCGCAAAACAAGAUCGGCGAUGCAGCUUACCAAAUGGCUCUUACAAUCGCGAGAGAAAUUUUACCGAACGGUCCUAUUGGUGUUAGAUUGGCGAAAGUGGCGAUAUCUAAAGGUAUGGAGAUUUCUCUGGAAGACGGUAUGGAGAUCGAGGAACAAUGCUACAGCAAGCUUGUGAAUACGAAGGAUAGAAUCGAAGGACUCGCUGCUUUCGCAGCGAAGCGCGUACCUAUCUACCAAGGAGCGUAAAAAUUCGCGAUGCCAUAACAAAUGCUUGAUUCACAAAUGGAAAUACAUUUUAUAUACGUUUUAUAUCCCAAACUAUACAUAUUAACAUCUGCUAAGUGAUCGCACGCAUAUGUAUAU